AUGUCCAACUUACUCAAGUUCAGUAUCGCCCCAGCAGUAGAAGCCACCGAAGCUCCACCUAUCCCAAGAGCUCAGGCGUGGGGCCGUGAAUACUUGAAUUCACCAACGUACGGGGAUCUUCUAGACUUGUCCCAAGGUGUACCUAAAAACGCUCCUCAUCCAUCUGUCCUGGAGGCUUUGGCCGGAUCGUCAAGUGAUCCCCUAUCAGCGAGGUAUGGUCCGAUAUUAGGUGAAUUAGCUUUGAGAAAAGCGUACGCAGAGGAAAUCAGAGUACAAUAUCAACUCCCUUCUUCUUCCUCUAUCUCUACUUCUCAGUCUACGAAGGAUACUGCAAAGUUGGUUCCGGGAUCGACAUCGAAUCAAGAUGGUUCGACCCAGUCACCUGAAGCGGAAGUUAGUAAAGGCAAAGGAACGGUCAAUUUCGAUGAUAUAUCAAUAACAACAGGAUGUAAUAUGGCAUUCCUCGUCCUUAUCAUGGCUUUAUGUCCAUCUGGAAAUUCCUCUGUGAUGGUUCCACUGCCAUCAUAUUUCAAUCAGAUGAUGGUUUUUUCACUACAGGGUGUUAAACCUAUAUACAUCCCUGGUGAUUCUACGAAUGGAUUCAAACCGGAUAUACAAGCUGCUAGAAAUUACCUGUCAACUGUAAACGAAGAAGGGAAGCCGAAGAUGAUUGUCUUAGUAUCGCCAAACAACCCCACUGGAGCUGUUUAUAGACAUGAAGAAUUGAAAGAAUGGUAUGAUCUCGCUAAGAAAAAUGGAAUGGCACUGGUGUUGGAUGAAACGUAUAGGGAUUUCGUAGAGGAUGACCAAGGUGGGAGAGGGGUGCCUCAUAGGUUAUUUGAGGAAGAGGAUUGGAGAGAGACGUUGGUCUGUCUAGGAAGUUUUAGUAAAGGAUAUAGGAUACCAGGACAUAGACUAGGAAGUAUCAUCGCUAGUCCUGCUUUAUUAAAGCACAUAACGACGAUAUGCGAUUGUAUGCAGAUCUGCGCACCUCGUCCACCUCAAAUCGCCUUAUCUCCCCUCCUCCCCGCCCUUCGAUCAGACCUAGAAGAAUCUUCCAAAGCUCUCUCUCAUCGACGAAAUCUCUUUGUUGACGUGGUUACCAAAGUUCAAGGGUGGAAGGUAACUUCCAUAGGAGGAUAUUUCGCCUAUGUCUCCUUCCCCAAGGAAUACAUACAUGCUUCUGCCAACGUCGGAUUGAAAAGGAAAAGAUUAGGAAGUGAGGAUAUAGCUCUGAUCUUAGCCAGGAGGCUCGGAGUGGUCACGCUUCCUGGGAGCUUCUUCAUGCCUGACUUGAAGGAUGACGAGAUUUGGGAAAAGGAUGUUUUAAAGGGUGGAGAAGGGUUGAGGGAAGAUAUCUGGUUGAGAUUCGCUGUGGCUAAUGUAGGAGACGAGGUGAUCCUCAAGCUUGGACCAAGACUAGAAGAGAUGAACAAGUUGAUGGGAAUCGGGGAGUUGAGUCAAACGGAAUAA
Molecule: messenger RNA, 1473 nt
Organism: Kwoniella botswanensis
Lineage: Eukaryota; Fungi; Basidiomycota; Tremellomycetes; Tremellales; Cryptococcaceae
Exons: 5
Coding region: 1-1473 (490 amino acids)
Biological process (GO): biosynthetic process
Molecular function (GO): pyridoxal phosphate binding
Source: RefSeq, a predicted model, not a curated record